AUGUGUUUUAAGCUCGACGAUUCUUUCGUGAUCUUUAUGGGAGACCAUGGUCUGCGACGUACCGACAUAACUCGUACGAAACUCGGCAGUCUAGAGAUCAAUAAUCCGAUGUUCUCGAUGUCAGUGCCAAAAUCGCUUCGAGAAAACACGGAUGUUCUCAGUAUUCUGCGGGAAAACGCAGCUCGUUUGCAGACGCCCUACGAUAUUCGUGCAACUCUGCUGGAUCUUCUCAAG
Ostertagia ostertagi is the source of this 234-nucleotide messenger RNA. Lineage: Eukaryota; Metazoa; Nematoda; Chromadorea; Rhabditida; Trichostrongylidae. The record is from the annotation of a GenBank genome assembly.